GCGCGUUUAGCGCUUGUGGCAGCAGCGGCGGCAGCGGCCGAGAGGGCUGGGCUGGUCCGUCAGCUGUGCGGAAAUCCGAAUGUCGGCGCGUCAGCGCACUGCCGCCAAGCUCGUGCUGCGUCCCUACACCAUCACCAAUAGUUGAUGAUGAUCACGCCGCCCUACCCCCAGGCACUUUACCCGAGCGAAGCUUCAAAUUGUUGUGAUGUCUUGGCACAGUUCAGCGAACAAUGAAAACAUUGAAUUGCUCAGAGCUUCUGGAAAAAGGUUAUACGCCAACACCGUCGGAAGCAUACGCAGUGCUGGGCAACUGGGCUCUGUUCCUGGCAGCUGUGGAAAGCCUGAUGGUGGUGACGACAGUGGCGGUGUUUGUGCACGAAUGCCACUACCUCAGUGCCUGCUGGCCCCGCAGGACACUACUCUACAGCUCCCUGGCUCUUGCUGUGUUUCCUGUAACUUCGGUCUGUGCCUUAGUGGCCACCGUGUUCCCAAGAGUUCACGAUGCCACUUCUUCUAUUAUCAUGCUGUAUCUUCCAUUUUCGCUGGUGAUGUACUUUGAGCUGAUCAGCUGCUAUGCGGGGGGCUCGGAGCAGCUUGUCCAGCGGCUCAUUAACGAGCAAAUGCCACUGCGGGGUCCCCCCAUCUGCUGUGUGCUGUGGUGCUGCCCGACACCUUCUUUCUCCAAGCAAAGGUAUGCUGUCCUACGGGUGGUGGUCUACCAGCUGUUCUUCAUCCCCCUGAUUCUGAUCACCAUCAUCUUUGUAUGCACGCUCACAGGCAUCCAUGAAGGGGAUAAGAUGGAGGCGACCAAUGCGUCCCCAUACCUGAUGCUCCUCCAGGCGGGAUCCUUCCUUCUGGGCACGUACGGCUUUGUCAUCUUUGUCAAGCUGGCCUCGCGGCCCCUGCCCCCGCAGCUGCUGCUGCGGCGCAAGUUCACCGUACUGCACCUGCACUUCACCCUGACGCGGCUGCAGCUAGUUGCAUUCAAGGCAGCCGGACUGACGGGUCACCUGCCCUGCGUGCCACCUCUGGCCUCCAUGGUCACCGGAGUCUACCUGAGCAGUGCCAUGCUUAUGGGCCAAGGGUUCAUGGUGUCCACUGUGUCCCGCUACUUCUUCCUGCAUCCGCCGCCGACCUCGACUCUGCCGCUGUGCCCACCAGCCCCAACGUCAGCCCACGUCAACAGCCAUCAGCGAUCGUCCACUGUCUCCCUGCCCCGCCCGCAGGCCAACGCACACCAGGCCAGCACACGGCAGGCCAGUAGCCGAUACCUGGCUGCAUUCACUUACUGACUCUGAGGGCUAGAUUCUAGACAAUGCAUAGCAAAUUGGUCAAUUGAUAUGACAUGGCAGAGUGUUGGCGUGGCCACGAAGUCAAAGUUCACACAUGGCUGUGCCAUCUGGCGAGUGACAGCAGUGGUUCGUCAUCUCCAACAAGGGCAGCUUCCUGCCUGAAAACUGAAGAGGGAUGUGCUUAAACCUACUUUCUUGCUCCACGACGAGCAAAGUGCAAUGUGCUUGAAUUUAGUAGAACUUCUAAUCUGGCAACUCAGCCAUACUUAUUGCCUGCAUGAACCUCAGUGCUGCAUCGAUUAUGACAAGAUAUUAUGGUUGAUAAUGAGUUAUGUCUUGUUACA
Molecule: messenger RNA, 1636 nt
Organism: Dermacentor andersoni
Lineage: Eukaryota; Metazoa; Arthropoda; Arachnida; Ixodida; Ixodidae
Source: RefSeq, a predicted model, not a curated record